AUCCGUGCACAAUUUUUGUUAUGAAUGACUAGCCUGUGAUAUAUAGAGAAUCGGUGGAGCAGUGGUCGAAUUUGUUUUGGAAACGUUUGCAAAAAACUUUCGUUAAUAUUGUGUGUGUGGCAAGCAAGAACUUUUUUUUAUCAUAUAUAUAAUUUAUGAAUUAGACGUGAUGCCAAAAGUCCGCCGAAGUAAAAAAUCACCCCCAGAAGGUUGGGAGUUGAUCGAGCCAACAUUGGACGAAUUAGAACAAAAAAUGAGAGAGGCGGAAACAGAGUCACAUGAAGGGAAGCGAAAGAACGAAUCUUUAUGGCCUAUUUUCAAAAUCCAUCACCAAAAGUCAAGAUAUAUAUUCGAUUUGUUUUACAGACGAAAAGCCAUUACUAGAGAAUUGUAUGAAUACUGCUUGACAGAGAAUAUCGCUGACAAAAACCUAAUUGCAAAAUGGAAAAAGCAGGGCUAUGAAAACUUGUGUUGUUUAAGGUGUAUACAGACUAGGGACACAAACUUUGGCACCAACUGCAUUUGUAGAGUACCUAAAGGAAAACUUGAAGAAGGAAGAAUUGUGGAAUGCGUCCAUUGUGGCUGCCGGGGAUGCUCUGGUUAAUUCUCUCUGAUACUAAUAACAAAUUAUUUCAAUAUAUAACUACAUUUUUUAGUUUGUUUUUAGUAUUUUAAGAACCUGUAAAUAAACAUCCACAUAAGGCGAAAAAUUUUUAUUGAAAUAAAUAGGUAACAACUUACAAGCUAAAAAUAAUGAUCACAGAAAAAACAACUCGCAAAUGCCCAAAUUUUUGAUAAGGGUUAUUUAUUGCUGAUCUGUGGUAUUUUCCCCAAUUUGUACUUUAAAUUUUUGGAGCCAAAUUUGUCAAAAUGAGAAGAUUCUAUACAAUAUAUUAUUACAGAAAAUAUAAUAUUCUCUUAAGGCAAUUUUUUUUCUGAUACAACUUGUUUGCACAGGAAUUUCGAUUGAUAGCUGAUCUACUCUUUAACAAAAAUCAUACUCCUAGCUAAAAUUUAUAUACUCUAAAGAGGAACUAUUGCUUAUUUAGUAAAAAAAGUUACUCAAGAAUUGGAUUUAAUGCAAAGUCCUAACCCGCUUUUGAUACUGUACAGGUUGACUGUCUUGUUUACAGUAUAAUUUUUGGUCGUCCGCCAUUGAGAAAGCACUCAACCUAUUUCGUUAUAAUAUCUCUGGAAUGUCUAACAAUUGUAUCGAACCAGCUAACGACCUAAUCAAGAAUUAUAACAAGUAAGAGAAAUAAAGCAUAUUCCAGCUUGCGGUUUACAACCUACGAAAAUAGCUAUUUGAAUAAAUUUUACAACCUUGUGGCUAUUUAUUUGUUACAUUUUCACUAGAAGCUUUUUUUGUUAACUAGAUGAAACGUUUCAAGACACUUUGAGAUGAAUUUUAACAAUCAAUUAAAUUUAUUUUGUGAUUUAGAGUUGCAUCCUCAAAUAAUAUUUACACAAUUCAAAAUAUUCCGAAAAGUCGAAUAAGUAACAAACAUUUUUAUUAAAAAUAAAUUAAUUUUCUUGGUAAGAACCAUGAGUAAACAAAACCACAUACCUAAAAUAAGUACCAUUUUUUCCAUGGAAGAUAAACAAAAAUGAUUGAAGAUAUGUAAAUCCAUAGGGUGGUCAAACAGAUCCACGGCUCAGAACGGAUAGAAAAAUAAUGAAAGCAGGUUUGAGAUACUUUACUUUUUAGUGAGAUACUAUACCUUACUUAUCUGGAUUGAUUAAAUAAAAUUAAAUUAAACAUUAACAUUAAAACUCAUGUUUCUCACUCAUGUCUAACAGUAGAAUUAUCUGUUAAUAAGCUUAACGCCACAGCUCGGACCCCCUUUUAGCGAUUUAAUACGUUUUUCAUUAUCUAUACUUUUUGUAAAUGCGUGCAAAACUUAAUUUAUGUAAAUUCCAUCAUAUAGGGUGUAUCGGUUUAUUGUAACCCUUAACAGUCGACAGUACUUUUGAAAUCAACAAAAAAAAGUUCAUAUAUAAAGAUAGGGCAGCAAACCCUUCAAGAUACAGGGUCCAUAACUUAAAUGCAAAAACAAUUAUAAUUAUAAGAAAUGCAAUCUUCAAAAUAUAAUUUCGUUUUAGCUAAAACACUAGCAUAGAUAUAAUGGCAUAAUUCAAACAUUGACAAGGGAAACUUUGUUUUUCAAUUAUUUUAACCAUCCAAAUGUUAAAAAAGCAGCGGCGUAUCACUUUUCUUAUUAAACAAACUGAAUUACUUUCUGGAAGUCUUAAAAGUAAAAUUAUUUUUGCUUGAUUUUAAUUUGACAUCCUUUAGCAUUUGAAAAAUAUUAAAAAAAAAAACAUGUUUAUAUGAACUUUUUUUUCUUGAUUUUAAAAAAUGUGGUUUUCCGCAUUGGAGGCUAAAUUAAUAGGAGUUGCACUGUAUUACCCACUUUUAAUAAAAUAUUUUGGGAUAAGAGUAUUUUUCAGCGAUUUAAUUUUAAACGUACGCAAGAAAAAGCUGCGAUCCACAC
Messenger RNA from Cylas formicarius (sweet potato weevil), 2495 nucleotides. RefSeq names its product protein BUD31 homolog. Gene Ontology annotation, biological process: mRNA splicing, via spliceosome. The transcript is spliced from 3 exons. Gene Ontology annotation, cellular component: nucleus; spliceosomal complex. The record is from RefSeq and is a predicted model, not a curated record. Bases 170 to 604 code for a protein of 144 amino acids. Lineage: Eukaryota; Metazoa; Arthropoda; Insecta; Coleoptera; Brentidae.